Messenger RNA from Drosophila sulfurigaster albostrigata, 2180 nucleotides. Its product is annotated as GATA zinc finger domain-containing protein 14-like. The record is from RefSeq and is a predicted model, not a curated record. The transcript has 5 exons. Bases 149 to 2077 code for a protein of 642 amino acids. NCBI's taxonomy places the organism in Eukaryota, Metazoa, Arthropoda, Insecta, Diptera, Drosophilidae.
CGAGACGAAGUUUCUGACCGUCAUUCAGUGGUGAAGCGAAAGCUGGCAUUUUAUUAUCAAUUAACAAAAACACAUAUAUAAUUGCUAAAAUGAGAGCUUACAACCAAUUGCUGUUCGCAGCAAUGAUUGUACUGUCUGCAUUUGCAGCAUGUACGGAAGGUCAUCCCCACGUUUUGGAAGCGGAGAAUCCGCCUUGCGAUCACGAAACGACUACUCCACCCUGUACCACGACACCACCAUGUAUUACAACGACGCCUUGUACGACUACACCACCCUGUACUACAACGACCCCUUGCACAACAACAACCUGCACCACGACAACAUGCACCACAACAACAUGCACCACAACAACUUGCACAACAACACCCUGUACAACAACACCACCCUGUACAACAACACCACCCUGUACUACCACACCACCUUGCACCACAACAACCUGCACCACAACAACCUGCACCACAACACCCUGUACAACAACACCACCCUGUACCACAACACCACCCUGUACAACAACACCACCCUGUACUACAACGACCCCUUGCGCGCAUCAAGAUACAACACCACCCUGUACAACAACACCACCCUGUACUACCACACCACCUUGCACCACAACAACCUGCACCACAACAACCUGCACCACAACAACCUGCACCACAACAACCUGCACCACAACAACCUGCACCACAACAACCUGCACCACAACACCCUGUACAACAACACCACCCUGUACUACAACGACCCCUUGCGCGCAUCAAGAUACAACACCACCCUGUACAACAACACCACCCUGUACUACCACACCACCUUGCACCACAACAACCUGCACCACAACAACCUGCACCACAACAACCUGCACCACAACAACCUGCACCACAACAACUUGCACAACAACACCCUGUACAACAACACCACCCUGUACUACAACGACCCCUUGCGCGCAUCAAGAUACAACACCACCCUGUACAACAACACCACCCUGUACUACCACACCACCUUGCACCACAACAACCUGCACCACAACAACCUGCACCACAACAACCUGCACCACAACAACCUGCACCACAACAACUUGCACAACAACACCCUGUACAACAACACCACCCUGUACUACAACGACCCCUUGCGCGCAUCAAGAUACAACACCACCCUGUACAACAACACCACCCUGUACUACCACACCACCUUGCACCACAACAACCUGCACCACAACAACCUGCACCACAACAACUUGCACAACAACACCCUGUACAACAACACCACCCUGUACAACAACACCACCCUGUACUACAACGACCCCUUGCGCGCAUCAAGAUACAACACCACCCUGUACAACAACACCACCCUGUACUACCACACCACCUUGCACCACGACAACCUGCACCACAACAACAUGCACCACAACAACAUGCACCACAACAACAUGCACCACAACAACUUGCACAACAACACCCUGUACAACAACACCACCCUGUACAACAACACCACCCUGUACUACAACGACCCCUUGCGCGCAUCAAGAUACAACACCACCCUGUACAACAACACCACCCUGUACUACCACACCACCUUGCACCACAACAACCUGCACCACAACAACCUGCACCACGACAACAUGCACCACAACAACAUGCACCACAACAACAUGCACCACAACAACAUGCACAACAACACCCUGUACAACAACACCACCCUGUGCAACAACACCACCCUGUACUACAACGACCCCUUGCGCGCAUCAAGAUACAACACCACCCUGUACAACAACACCACCCUGUACUACCACACCACCUUGCACCACAACAACCUGCACCACAACAACCUGCACCACGACAACAUGCACCACAACAACUUGCACAACAACACCCUGUACAACAACACCACCCUGUACAACAACAACUUGCACAACAACACCCUGUACAACAACAACUUGCACAACAACAACAUGCACCACGACAACAUGCGCCACAUCAACAGUCCGCUCUGCCGCAGCUAUAGUCGAAGCCACAUCAACAGUCCGCUCUGUCGCAGCUGCAGUGCAAGCCACAGUGUCGUAUCCAGAGCUGUUGUCAGCCGAUGAUUGCAUGAACGUGGCUGAUGGAACAGUCCUGACGGAUCCGAAACAUUGUCGUCGCUACUUCGUGUGCCGCAAGAAUAAGCCGAAGCGCAAGAUGUGCCCAACU